AUGGCAACGUUAAGCUGUUUCCAACUAUACGUCCAAGUAACAAUUCGAGCGUUGUGCGGUCUACACGUACACGUAUGGUUUCUAAUAUUUCACGAACCUAUUCACUUUAAUAUUUCGUUAGUCAAAUUUUGCUUCGCUAUAGUAAAUAGUAUAUUGUGCUCUGCAUUGUAUAGGCUUGGUUUCACUAUAAAAACAUUAACAAUAAGGUGGGCCUUAUUUGCCGCAGGUACCUUAUUCGCAUUUCAGCAAGUAAUUGCGAAAAUCGCUGGAAAGUGCUAGAAAGGAAUUAUAAAAAAAAUAUUGAUAAUAACCAACAAAUAGGCAGGGGUCGAAAAGUGUUCGAAUAUGCCGAUAUAAUGGCUGACAUAACGGGCAAGAAAAUAAAUAUUAACAACAAAUUUUGGAAGAAACAGAAGGAAUGGCAGAAUCCAACAAUGAAAAUGUGGAAGCGGAACCUUUGCCAUCAAAACAAGCAGUACCCAAAAGAAAACAUAAGCCGUUAUUUUGCAAGAAAUCAGAAACGAUCGUAGAGCUUUUUAGAAAAGACAAUUGGAAAUGGAAGAAAAAAAAUUAGAAGAAAAAAUAAAUGCUGUAUUAGAAAAACGUAAUGUUUUAUUGGAGCGAUUUUUGCAAGCUAACAGUUACUCCCCUGUUGUUGACAUAUCACCCUGAUUUUGUUAUUGUUGCCAUUGAGAAUGUGAUUAUUUGUGUUUCCUCAUAUUUAGUUUAUUUGGUUUUUUCUUAUUGA
Molecule: messenger RNA, 748 nt
Organism: Acanthoscelides obtectus
Lineage: Eukaryota; Metazoa; Arthropoda; Insecta; Coleoptera; Chrysomelidae
Source: the annotation of a GenBank genome assembly